This is a messenger RNA of Zophobas morio, 922 nucleotides long. Its product is annotated as farnesol dehydrogenase-like. Lineage: Eukaryota; Metazoa; Arthropoda; Insecta; Coleoptera; Tenebrionidae. Bases 39 to 809 code for a protein of 256 amino acids. Gene Ontology annotation, molecular function: oxidoreductase activity. The record is from RefSeq and is a predicted model, not a curated record. The transcript is spliced from 5 exons.
ACCUGUGAAUCCAGUUUAGUCGUUCAUGCUGCAACAAAAUGGUGCUAUCAAUGGAGCGCUGGUCCGGCAAAAUUGCCGUUGUUACGGGUGCUAGUGCAGGUUGUGGAGCUGCCAUAGCUGAGGCUUUAGUCAAAGAAGGUCUACAGGUUGUUGGUUUAGCUCGUCGCAAAGAACGCAUAGACGAACUAUCUCAGAAAUUAUUGAGGUGCAAAGGCAAACUUCACUCUUAUAAAUGCGACAUGACGAUUGAGAGUGAUAUUAUUGCUGCUUUCAAAUGGAUUAAGGACACUCUAGGUCCCGUGUCGGUGCUCGUUAAUAACGCAGGGGUAUCUCAGCCCAACACUCUCAUCGGUGGGAAUACGGAAAUGUGGAAAAAAGUUCUUGAUACUAAUGUUUUGGGUCUGACAAUAGCCACAAGGGAAGCCAUAGAUCAAAUGACUAGCAAUAAAAUCGACGGGCACGUCAUCCAUAUUAACAGUAUUUUAGGACACUACGUAGCUCAUGUCCCCCAAGUCAACAUGUAUUCAGCCUCAAAAUUUGCCGUUACUGCCCUGACUGAAACUCUGAGACAGGAACUUGUAACUUUGAACAGCAAAAUCCGUGUCACUAGUCUCAGUCCAGGUCCUGUGGAUACCGAAUUUGCUUCUUCUUCUAAUUUAACGAAUCACGAGGAGUGGGCGAAGUUGUACAACGCAAUGCCCAAAUUAAAUAGUGAGGACGUCGCUGAUGCUGUCGUAUAUAUACUAUCAACACCACCACACGUCCAAAUACAAGAAAUAAUGAUGCGUCCUCUAGGAGAACCGGUAUGACUCAAUCGCAAUACCCAGUUCUUCAAAAUAUGAAACAAGUUUGGAAAUAAUUUUAUUACGUAUUAAGUGUAUUAUCAGUUGCCGUAAUAAAAUAUAUGAACUAGAAAAUUUCA